AUGGAGUGGCUGAGGUUCAGCACCGUGGACAGCGCCGGAGUUUUCCUCUGUCUCCUCUGCGUGCUGUCGGGGGUCUCGGUUGUAGCAGAGCAGGAAGUGGAGAAUCUGUCUGGUCUGUCUCCAAACCCGGACAAAGACAUUUUCGUGGUGCGUGAAAAUGGGACGACUUGUUUGAUGGCAGAGUUCGCAGUGAAAUUCAUCAUCCCCUACGACGUCCUCGCGCUUAACGGAAUAGACUUGAUCAUGGAGCAGGCGGCUCUGUCCCUCCCCCGUGGUGCGCAGAUCGCAGGCACGUGUGGAAGCAGUGAGGCAGAGCUGCACAUCUCCUGGAGCAAUAACGCCUUCACGUUCCGCCUGUACUUCAGCAAGGAGAAACACACCGUGAGAAGAGAUGGGAAAACUAAAGAGAGUGAAGUGUGGAAGAUAAGCAAGGUUCAGCUGAUUUAUGACACCUCUGAGACAACGCACUUCAUCAACGCGUACAACCCGGGGAAACACACUGCCAGCACCCGUCAUCACUCAGCCCUGGUGACACCAGCAGGCCGCUCGUACACAUGCACAGCUCAGCAGACCCUCACCCUCAUCUCCAGUGACCAUCAGAAAGUCAUCACGGUCUCCAUGUCUGACAUCCAGAUUCAACCUUUUGACAUCAAAAGCGACUUUGUAUUCAGUGAACCGUAUAAGUGCAUCACAGACCAGCGUGAGCGGCUAGAGGAGACCCUGCCCCUGGUGCUGGGGCUCAUCCUGGGCCUCAUCAUCGUCAUCACUGUCACUAUCUACCACUUCCACCUCAAACUGACGGCUCAUCAACCCCAGCUGCCCCGUGACCGCUCCCUCUACAAGCACAUGUAG
Neoarius graeffei (lesser salmon catfish) is the source of this 852-nucleotide messenger RNA. It is a transcript of the gene lamp5, whose product is annotated as lysosomal associated membrane protein family member 5. The record is from RefSeq and is a predicted model, not a curated record. Bases 1 to 852 code for a protein of 283 amino acids. The transcript has 6 exons. NCBI's taxonomy places the organism in Eukaryota, Metazoa, Chordata, Actinopteri, Siluriformes, Ariidae. Gene Ontology annotation, cellular component: membrane.